AGUCAAUUUAAAGUCAUCCUCAAAAGAGGAGAAAUUCAAGUGUUCGAGAAAAGGAGUAUCUAAAUUUUUCCAAUAGUGAAGUAACGCUAUCCAUUUCUUCUCCACUCUCCUUGUUUCAGCAAUGCAAAUACUUUCAGGACAUCGUUGCAUCUGCUUUACUUCCUCAAAUGACUUCCAUUAUUCUCCAUCGUAUCACCUCAAUGCUUCUUUUAAACUCCAUCAAAAAACAUCCUUAAACUUCCCCUCCUCCCAAACUUUACCUUCUUCUCUUUCAAUUCCUACACUAUUACCCCCUAAAAAUUUGCUCUGUAAACCCCCUUUUGGCAAACAUGUCCGUGAAGAUUACCUCGUGAAAAAACUGUCAGCUAAGGAAAUUCAAGAGCUUGUAAGGGGGGAGAGAAAUGUGCCUGUAGUAAUUGAUUUUUAUGCAACAUGGUGUGGCCCUUGUAUCUUGAUGGCUCAAGAGCUUGAAAUGUUGGCAGUUGAGUACGAAAGUAAUGCAAUAAUCGUAAAGGUUGACACUGAUGAUGAGUAUGAAUUUGCUCGUGACAUGCAGGUGCGAGGGCUUCCAACAUUGUAUUUUAUCAGCCCAAAUCCUAAUAAAGAUGCAAUUCGGACAGAAGGACUGAUUCCUAUACAGAUGAUGAGAGAUAUUCUUGACAGCCAAAUGUGAGGGAACAUGAACAGAAAAGUUCUUCCACAUCUUUGAACGACCGUCUAUGUGAUAGCCAUAGCAUGUAGGUUUGUAUUAGCUUCAGGUUAGGUUUCUUGUGGCAUUCAUCCAAGUUUUCUUACUCCUAUCUUAGAUAUGCUUCUGUCGUAUUCUACAUCAGUGUAGUAUGUAUGAGAAUAAGGCGGGAGCCUAGGUGAUGAUUAGUACAAUCUUUGAUAUUCGGUGGGCUUGAUGUUCAAGGAAUUACGGCUUACUACCCUAUCCACGAGAAUUGUUGCGUUUUGAGUAUGUUAUUUAAUGUAUAUGGAGAACUGUUGGGAUGCUUUAUCCCAGGUCGACAAAUUAAAGAUGCGCAUUUUAUAAGUUUUUGAA
Messenger RNA from Amaranthus tricolor (Joseph's coat), 1045 nucleotides. Its product is annotated as thioredoxin-like protein CITRX, chloroplastic. The record is from RefSeq and is a predicted model, not a curated record. Gene Ontology annotation, cellular component: thylakoid. NCBI's taxonomy places the organism in Eukaryota, Viridiplantae, Streptophyta, Magnoliopsida, Caryophyllales, Amaranthaceae. The transcript is spliced from 4 exons. Gene Ontology annotation, molecular function: protein-disulfide reductase activity. Gene Ontology annotation, biological process: plastid organization; cell redox homeostasis. The coding region runs from base 122 to 673 and encodes 183 amino acids.